Molecule: messenger RNA, 255 nt
Organism: Meloidogyne enterolobii
Lineage: Eukaryota; Metazoa; Nematoda; Chromadorea; Rhabditida; Meloidogynidae
Source: the annotation of a GenBank genome assembly
AUGAGGGAAAGUGACAGAAGGAUAAGUCAAGGUAAUGAUGGCCCUGUAUCUCCAAAUUGGCUUUUCAUCGACUCAUUUUUAAUUAUUGAAAUGACAAAAACAUUGCCAGUAUUAAGUCAACUCUCAUUUGAAGACAAAGUUCGGCUUUAUACUCGAAAUGGACUGGCAACAAUUGUUUUUAGUCAAUUAUAUUACAUCCUUUAUUAUUACAUACUCAUUCGAAACUUUUUUAUCUUGUAUUCUACAAGCAUAUAA